AUGAUCGGCAAGGGCGGCUCAUCUCGAGUCUAUCGAGUCAUGAACAACGCGAAUGAGAUCUAUGCCAUCAAACGCGUUUCUCUCGACAAGACCGAUCCGGAAACUAUGAGUGGGUAUAUGAACGAAAUUGCUCUCCUCAAGCGGCUGGAAGGGAAUUCGAGGAUCAUCAGGUUAAUUGACAGUGAGGUUCGACGUGGUCCCGGUGGGUCGAGAGGCUAUCUGAUGUUGGUCAUGGAGUGUGGAGAAAUUGACUUGGCUCGACUGCUUCAGGAGCGACAAAAGGAACCAUUAAAUCUAGUCUGGGUGGCAUAUUAUUGGCAGCAGAUGCUGGAAGCUGUCCUAGUCAUUCACCAUGAGAAAAUCGUGCAUUCGGACCUUAAGCCGGCCAACUUUGUGUUAGUCCGCGGACAGCUCAAGUUGAUCGACUUUGGGAUUGCCAACGCCAUCGCCAACGACACGACCAACAUCCAGCGGGACCAUCAAAUCGGCACCGUCAACUACAUGAGCCCGGAAGCGAUCGAGCUUCCUGAUGGCCAGCGUCGCCUGAAAGUGGGGCGUUCGAGCGACGUCUGGUCGUUAGGCUGCAUCCUCUACCAGAUGAUCUACUUCCAGACACCCUUUCAACACCUAUCUGUCUAUCAGAAGAUGAAGGCCAUCCCCGACAUGUCGUAUGAAAUUGACUUUCCUGCGUAUUCGGCGCCCAUCCGAAAGGUCAAAUCGGACGCCAUUGCGUGCAUGAAGGCGUGCUUGUGCCGGAAUCCGAAGAAACGGACGCCCAUCGAGGUCCUGUUGAAGCAAGACUGGAUCAACAUACAAGACAGUACGUAG
Heterobasidion irregulare TC 32-1 is the source of this 828-nucleotide messenger RNA. RefSeq lists its product as uncharacterized. Gene Ontology annotation, cellular component: spindle; nucleus; kinetochore. The record is from RefSeq and is a predicted model, not a curated record. Gene Ontology annotation, biological process: protein localization to kinetochore; peptidyl-serine phosphorylation; meiotic spindle assembly checkpoint signaling. The transcript is spliced from 5 exons. Bases 1 to 828 code for a protein of 275 amino acids. NCBI's taxonomy places the organism in Eukaryota, Fungi, Basidiomycota, Agaricomycetes, Russulales, Bondarzewiaceae. Gene Ontology annotation, molecular function: ATP binding; protein serine/threonine kinase activity; protein serine/threonine/tyrosine kinase activity.